GCGAUGCUGGGGAAUGUGGAUUAAAUGUAACUUCCGGUGCGCUUGCCUGCCAGUACUAAAGAUGGCGGAAUCCGUGGUGGAAGUUGUGGAGAAGCUGCAGUCAAGACUCUCGGCCAGUGGUGAGCCUAAGAAGCUUCUGAAGACACUGAAGAGAUUAUCAGAACUGGCCAUUACAUUUGACAUAUUGGUGGACACUGGGAUAGGAAAGACGGUUAAUGGACUGCGGAAACAUGAGUUGGUAGGAGACCUUGCAAAAAACUUGGUUGCUCAGUGGAAGAAAUUGGUGCCCCAGGAGAUCCCAAGAACUGCUGAACCUGAGGAGCGGGAGUACAUUAAAAGCAGCUCUAAGAAAAGACCCCGAUCCCGAUCCCCAUCGCCAGAAGAAGACCUUAAUGAAUAUGAAAAUGAAUUUGAUGACAGUUACAGGUCACCUGAUGAAUCAGGAAAAGAACAGUAUUCAGACCAAGAGGAUUCCGAAGAUGGCAGGGGUUAUUCUCCUGAGCCCGCCUAUAGUUCACCAAAUGUAUCCAGAGACAGAGUCCUUGACUACCCCCACAAACUAAGCAAAGAUCAGAAAUCGCCCCAUAAAGAAAAGCACAAGUCAGAGACUAAAAGUCACAAUCCAGAAAAAAAGAAAGAAAAAACAUCUUUAAAGGAAAUACCUGACUUUCCAUCCUAUUCCGGAAGCAGCCGAGAGAAGCUGCCAUCUCCAGAGAGCAGAGAGCACAGCCAUAAAAAGGAAAAACAUAGGCACAACGUUUCAAAGAACCAAUCCGAGGAUGCUUUGGAUAGUAAAAAAAUAAAGUAUCACGAAAAAGCAAAAUCUGAUAAACAUAAAACGGACCAUGAGAGGGGCAGAAUGUCAGAAAAGGAUCACGAGCCACCACACAGAGAAAAAUCGGAGAAGAGUAAAAAUAAAACCAAACCGGAUGAACAAGGAUCUCGGGAAAAGAAAUCCAUCAAAAUCUCUGUUCCACCAGCAGAACCAGGCUUGGAUGAGCCUUUUGAGCUACCAACUAUGUCUUUUGAAUCCUAUCUGAGCUAUGACCUGCCCCAGAAAAAGAAGAAGAAAAAUGUUCAGAAACCAAGUACUCCUGAAAAGAGCAAUAAGAAAGUGAGUGAUGGCAGAACAGAACGUAAGGAAGGUUCCAAACAUAAAUCAAAGCCAUCCUCUGACAGAAAGGACAAAAAGGAAGCCUCAUUAGCCUUUCUAAGCAAGAUAGACGAGGUUCCGGUUUUACCUGACAUUCCACUACCUAUGAUCCUGCCAAAUUAUCGUCCUCUUCCUUCAAUCGAACCUGUUCUGUUCUCACCUCAGAAAAGGAAAGCUCCACUUUUGUCCAUUGGUGAAGAAGACGAUAGUACUGGAUUUACUGGCCGUAGAUUAAACUCCAAAAUGCAGGUGUAUUCUGGAUCUAAAACUGCCUAUUUGCCGAAGAUGAUGUCCCUUUAUGAACAGUGUAUCCGUGUUCUGUCUAAUAACAUAGACUCCAUCUAUGAAGUAGGAGGUGUACCGUAUUCAGUGCUUGAGCCAGUUUUGGAGAAGUGUACCCCAGAGCAGUUGUAUCGGAUUGAAGAAUGUAAUCACGUAUUAGUGGAAGACACAGAUCAACUCUGGAGAAAUCAUUGUCAGCGAGACUUCAAAAAAGAGAAUCCAGGAGAAUAUGAGACCUGGAGGGAAUUGUACCUUCGAUUGCAUGAGGCCCGAGAAAGGAGGCUUCAAACCUUAACAGAAAACAUUCGCUCUGCCCAUGCAAAUAAACCAAAAGUACGACAAGCAAAAAUGGCCUUUCUAAAUACAGAUGUGAAACCCCCACGAGAUGUGCGCAGAAGACAAGAAAAGUUUGGAACUGGAGCAGCAGUUGUCAAUGAGAAGAUCAGGAUUAAGCCCUUUACUCCAUUUAGCAGCAGCAGCAGCAGCAUCGUUAGUAGUAGUAGUAGUAGUAACAACAACCAUGUGGCCUAUGAGGAGUCGCGCUCAUAUGAAGAACCUAGCACCAGCUGUACCGUGUCAUCCCCACCGAGCAGUGUUCAGUCUGGACAUCAUGAUUCACGUAAACCACAAGUCAAGAAAGUUGCUCCAAUGAUGGCCAAAACAAUAAAAGCUUUCAAGAAUAGGUUUUCACGGCGAUAAAGUACAGGGAAAAAAAUGAACUUUGUUGUGAUGGGGGAGGGAUAACGCAGGAUUAGGGAGCUGUUUUGCUUUUAUAAGAUGGCGCUCCUGGAACAGUGCUUCCCUCCACCCUACCUUUUCCUUUCCCCGGUUGCCGAAUAUUUUACGUCUUGGUGACACUCAUGUGUUUUACUACAUGUUUCAUUCGUCAUAUGUAUAGUUCUGCGGAGUAUCCAGUUAUUCCAUUUUAUUGACUCUUGUUUAGACAACGACUUGUCCCCUCCUUUGAUGUGCAGAGCACAGCAACUGCUCCUGUUUUUAUCCGGAUUUUUUCACUCUUGGGCUUUACGAAGAGAGUACAAAGAGCGGUUUAUGUGCAUUAUAAUGUGAAAUUCAUUAGUGUGUCCAUUCAAAGCUGGGAAUAUCUUGUUGCUCUGGAUUACUGCAUACCAUUUCCCAGCGGCCUUCGAUAUAAGCCCAUCUGUGAUUGCAAACUGUAUUUGACAGAUAUCCACAUGUUAGACAUUCGUGUCAAAUGCUUAUUUGCAAUGUCACUUCAACUGAGUCUAUAAUCCCAAUAAGAUAACUCAUUUAAAGUCAGUUUUUGCACUAAUUGGAAAAAGGUUUUAAAAGUUUGAACUGUUAAAUCUGUAUGAAAUGUCUUCAUCCCUGUAGAUGACUUGACCUCUAUCUUAGGUUCCAUUAAUUUUGAACACAAAUGUAGCUCCCUUUUUCAAAUGACAUUAUUUGGAUACCCAUGUACCGAGCGGUCUUGUCCUGAAACGAAUGUUUCAGUGUUGCAGUGUCAUGUAUUGAUAAGAGUUAUUUUACAGGGACAUUUUCAGUGACAUAGGAUUUUAUGACAUGCAUCCAAUACAUACAGUUGUAUGAAAAGUUUGUGAACCCUUAGAAAGUUCCUAUAUUUUUGACUGAAUGGAUCUUAAAAUAUGUUGUGAUUUUUAUUCCGGAACCUCAUGUGAUAAAAAAAAAAACAGUUUACAUUUAAUAUCAUUAAAGGGAUUGAAGGGAUUAAA
This is a messenger RNA of Rana temporaria (common frog), 3147 nucleotides long. RefSeq names its product elongin A (gene ELOA). Gene Ontology annotation, biological process: transcription elongation by RNA polymerase II. The transcript has 11 exons. Gene Ontology annotation, cellular component: elongin complex; nucleus. The record is from RefSeq and is a predicted model, not a curated record. Gene Ontology annotation, molecular function: protein binding. Lineage: Eukaryota; Metazoa; Chordata; Amphibia; Anura; Ranidae. The coding region runs from base 14 to 2134 and encodes 706 amino acids.